Spea bombifrons (plains spadefoot toad) is the source of this 2126-nucleotide messenger RNA. RefSeq names its product DNA methyltransferase 1 associated protein 1 (gene DMAP1). The transcript is spliced from 12 exons. Gene Ontology annotation, molecular function: transcription corepressor activity. The record is from RefSeq and is a predicted model, not a curated record. Gene Ontology annotation, biological process: DNA repair; chromatin remodeling; negative regulation of transcription by RNA polymerase II. NCBI's taxonomy places the organism in Eukaryota, Metazoa, Chordata, Amphibia, Anura, Pelobatidae. The coding region runs from base 202 to 1596 and encodes 464 amino acids. Gene Ontology annotation, cellular component: NuA4 histone acetyltransferase complex; Swr1 complex; nucleus.
CUAGUAUCGCGCGUACCGGAAGUGUGUCGGCGGAUGUUUACAGUGCCGGACCGUACGGUGUAAGAGCGGCUGGAUGUUUUGGGAAACGAAUCUCCGAGGGAGUCUUAGCGAGUUAACCCUUCACAGUGCUCGGCUGAGGCAACAAACCAGAGUAAGAAUACUAUAUCGGCGUAACCCGGAGCACACAGCUGAGGCGUAGCCAUGACUACCGGAGCAGAUGUUCGUGAUAUUUUGGAGCUGGGGGGAGGUGAUUCGGAGAGCACUGGAAUCAUCAGUAAAAAAGACAUCAUAAAUGCAGAUAAGAAAAAAUCUAAGAAAUCAUCCGAAACUCUGACUUUUAAAAGACCAGAAGGGAUGCAUCGAGAAGUGUACGCUCUCCUCUACUCAGACAAAAAAGAUGCUCCCCCUCUACUGCCAAGCGACACGACCCAAGGUUACCGCACAGUGAAGGCAAAGCUGGGCUGUAAGAAAGUGCGUCCCUGGAAGUGGAUGCCUUUCACUAACCCUGCUAGAAAGGACGGUGCCAUAUUCUAUCACUGGCGGCGGGCAUCGGAGGAGGGAAAAGAUUAUCCAUUUGCCAGGUUUAACAAGACAGUACAGGUCCCGGUAUAUUCAGAACAGGAGUAUCAAAUGUACUUACAUGACGACGGUUGGACUAAAGCUGAGACAGACCAUCUAUUUGACCUUUGUCGGCGUUUUGACCUUCGCUUCAUUGUCAUCCAUGAUCGGUAUGAUCACCAACAGUUCAAGAAAAGAUCGGCAGAAGAUCUGAAAGACCGUUACUAUAGCAUAUAUGCCAAGCUGGCAAAUAUUCGAGCUACUCCAGGGACUGAUCUUAAAAUACCUGUGUUUGAUGCUGGACACGAGAGGAGGAGGAAGGAGCAGCUGGAGAGAUUAUACAGCAGGACACCUGAACAGGUGUCAGAAGAGGAGUAUCUCAUCCAGGAACUGCGGAAAAUCGAGAGCAGAAAGAAGGAACGGGAAAAGAAAGCCCAGGACCUGCAGAAACUCAUCACCGCGGCCGAUACCACCACGGAGCUCCGCCGAGCAGAACGUAAAGCCACCAAAAAGAAGUUGCCGCAGAAAAAGGAAACGGAGAAACCUGCCGUACCAGAGACCGCUGGGAUACGGUUUCCCGAUUUCAAGUCUGCGGGUGUAACGCUGCGCAGUCAAAGGAUGAAACUGCCGAGCUCAGUUGGACAGAAGAAGAUUAAAGCCCUGGAUCAGAUGCUAACGGAACUGGGAGUAGAUUUGAACCCGAUGCCGACAGAAGAGAUUGUACAGAUGUUUAACGAGCUGAGGAGUGAUCUGGUGCUGUUGUACGAGCUGAAGCAGGCUUUCUCCAACUGCGAAUACGAACUUCAAAUGCUGCGCCAUCGCUUUGAAGCGCUGUCCAAAACCGGUAGCACCGGCACGGCCGCCAGUGUGGACGGGUCUGUGGGCGACAGCCAGACCGUCCUCGGUACGGAAGAGAUUAAAACAGAAGCAAAAGAUCCCAUCAUAGACGUCGUUGGAGCUCCAUUGACGCCUAAUUCGAGGAAACGCAGGGAAUCGGCUUCCAGUUCCUCGUCCGUGAAGAAGAUGAAGAAGCCUUGAGUUUCUCCAGUGUCUGCGAGAUUGUGAGAAAAGUUGGAUCGGCUUCACAGACAAUCCAGUUGUUGGAUUCAAACCAGAAAGGCCUGGGGUUGUUUGUGACAUUCUAGAUGAUGUGUUCUAGAUUUGUGUUUUGUUUCUGGUUUUUUUUUGUUUUUGUUUUUUUUUUAUUAUAUAUAAUUGUGCUUUGACAUUAAGGUUACUGUGAAAAUACAAAAAAAAAACAUUAUUUGUGGUGUGGCUCCUGUGACGGACUGAUGAAUAUCCUACAUACCUACAUACAGAACCAAAGGCCGUUUUGGACUUUCUUCUGAAGGACGCUGUGUUUUUCUACAUAAAACAUCAUAUUGAGGAUCAGAGGAAUAAUAUUCUGAAAUCCAAAAUCAAUCUAGUAAUACGGUUUGUCGUUCUAUGGGCUUCUCGUCGGUAUUGAGCUCCAGUGAGAGCCCCUGAAUAAGCAAUGCCAUCAUCUGUAAAGUGUUUUGUGAUCUCACUGGUUAAAGUGAAAUAUUUUUAUAAAUCAUCUUAACCUA